Messenger RNA from Alternaria ethzedia, 840 nucleotides. RefSeq lists its product as uncharacterized. The transcript is spliced from 3 exons. Lineage: Eukaryota; Fungi; Ascomycota; Dothideomycetes; Pleosporales; Pleosporaceae. The record is from RefSeq and is a predicted model, not a curated record. Bases 1 to 840 code for a protein of 279 amino acids.
AUGAUCGAGACGCUCAAAGAAAUGAAGCACGGCAAGAGCGGCAGUUACGAGAGCCUGGCGCUGGAACGAACGGCGAGUCAGAUUCUCCAUCGCAUGGAGGACAAAGACUCGGAGGACUCUCUGGAAAGCACACGGACAAGAGUACUCGCGAACGCGCGCGCGAUAUAUGGACCGAAUCGUUGUCUAGACGUGAUAAGUUUCGCUCCGACUUCCUCAAGAAAAAUUGGAGCUUGCAUCGUCGAGCACAAUCCUUCGAGUAGAUCCUACGUACACUGCUGCUCUGCGAAAGAGGACUCAAGGCUCGGUGCCAUGGAACACUUGCUCGUCAUCACCGAAGAUCUGCUCCAGCGACUUAUGGACGCCGAGGGCAUCACGAGUAGUGGAUGGUUGCCCGCCACGCCACAGUCACAUCAUGCAGCAAUGUAUGGGAGUGCGCCGGGAAGUGUAGCGGGUGGAGGUAGUGUGGCAAGCAGUGUGCAGCCGAGUCGAAGGGGCAGUGCUCAACCACAGGACCUCCUCAUCGACUGCGCGCAAGGCUCACCACAGUUAAUGCAACAAUCACCUCAGUUCUCACCGCCCGCCCAGUCGAUACCUGCCCAAACCCCCUUCGUCAACGACUUCAACACGCCCUGGUCGCCUCACCACAUCCAAAAGCCCAAGCUCCCUAGAGGCAGCAGUGACACGGUCUUUCACACCACGGCCAACACUCCCAAGCCAGUCGUCCAAACGAUCCCUAGGACUAACAGCGAUAUUAUUCAGCAGCCUAAGCCGGUGCCAAUCGGCCAGUUUCAGGGUCCUGGAAGAGGCAGGGUGCAAUGGAAUCUGGGCUCUGAAGGAUAG